This is a messenger RNA of Panicum hallii, 495 nucleotides long. RefSeq names its product testis-specific gene A8 protein-like. The record is from RefSeq and is a predicted model, not a curated record. The coding region runs from base 1 to 495 and encodes 164 amino acids. The transcript has 2 exons. NCBI's taxonomy places the organism in Eukaryota, Viridiplantae, Streptophyta, Magnoliopsida, Poales, Poaceae.
AUGGGCCCAGAGCCGGAGGCCACCACACCGCCGCGACCCGAAGCUGCCCCCCAGGAGGAGGGCACCAGGCUCGCUGCGACGACCGAGGCAUCGGCAACAGAGCCGGGCAUCGAGGUCGGGCCCUCUCCAGCUGAGCUAGCAGCAGAGGGGACCGCUGCCAUGGCGGAGGCUGCAGCGCCAGAGGCAGCGGAGGUGGUGGAGGUCGCGGUGCCAGAGGUAGCGGAGGUGGCUGCACCGGAGGCGACAGAGGCGGUGGCACCGGAGGCAGCAGAGACAGCGGCACCGGAGGUCGUCGAAGUUGCCAGCAGUGCCGCCCCACCGGCAGAGGAGGUGGAACCGGAGCUGGAGGCCGAGCGCCACCGACUCUCCGACUGGGAGGUCCGCCUGGGCGACCGCAUCAACUCCGUCUCCGCCCGCUACGCCGAGGAGCGCGCCAAGCUCGCGCAGGGGCGCGAGCUUCUGCAGGAGGAGCUGGAGCAAGCUCGCGCCCGGUAG